UGCAACAGAUGAUCUGCUUUGGCUUGAAAUUUGCAAACAAACGCAAACUUAAAAAUGCUGGGGGACGACGACUUGGAUAUCUACGAGGAUCUGGAAGAUUUCCAAAAAGCCGAGGAUAAAAAAUCCGAGCAGCUGCGGGCUUGGGAGGAAAAAUACAAGAGUGCAAUUGCCGAAAUAGAAUCUUUAAAGGCGGAGAAUAAAGCACUCGGGAAAAAGAUUAAAGUCAUGGAGGUCAACCUCCAGAAUCUUCUGGACACUGCCAAGGCGGAGGUGAAGAGGAAGGAGACGCUAAUAGACCAGCUGCGAAAGGAAAAGGAUGAUGUGUGUUUUAGACGAAAGCGACCUCCAAUUGACGGAAAACCGGCAGACACGGAACACCAAAAUAAACGACCGAAACUGGCCCAACCAAAUGAGGUUUCCCGAAAGGAACCAGAAGCGCAAAAGAAUCCAUUUAGGGCGCGUUCGAAAGAAGACAAUAAAACUGAAAAGCCAAAGUCUAGAAGCAAUUCUCCCAGGCAUAGUCUUCAAAAGACCAACGAUAACAGGCCUCGUUCCCAGGCGCGACAUCCCGAGAACCGUCAAAAAUGUAGAGACCGCCGACGUAGCCGGAGUCCGAGGCCCGAAUCCCGGAGGUACCGUGGAAAAGAUGGCAGGGAAAGCCGAAGGCGCAGCCGUUCCCAAUCACCAGGUAAAAAAAUUCAGAGACAAAAAUCCCAAACUAUAACCACUCUAUUCGGCGACGAAACAAUCUGCUCAGUCCACGAGAGUCCACACUCAGAGAUGGCCAAGAAAUUACAAGCCAACAAAGAUCCCCUGACUCCUAUGGAACAUUACACACCAGAAUCUGCCAAGCCACAGCCAACGAAGCCGGCUAUUCCUAAUGAAUGCGAAGACACUGCCGCUGUCGAUGGGUACUUUGAGAAAAACAAUAAAGUUAAGACGAAGCCGCCAGAAAAAGACAUAGUUAGGCAAUGUGAAGGAUUUUUCUCCUCGGUCUCUAACUUAAAUAAUCUGCCCAUCCCCGGGCUUAAUCUAUUUCCUGACAAAAAUCCCAUUGAUCCAAUUGACAAAGCAAUUGAGUUCCAAAAAGAUGUUCAAGAGCCUGUUAAGAAGGUUGAGGAAGUCUGCGUAGUCUCUGCCAGCGAACAAAAAGAAGUUCAAGAAGAUGAGGCUAAAACAAUUCAAGUUCCAGGAAUAAAUUCCGCUGAUUUUGACCACAACGAAAAAAAGGCUGAACCUAUUGAAGAAUGUAAAGUAAAUUCAUCGAACAAUUCGGAUUUUGGCGAACAGAAGGAAAUAAUUUCUGAAACGGUUUGUGAAUCUAUUAUGCAAGAUACCAAAGUUUCUGAUAUGCUUCCUGUUGAGGAAUUGACAGUCAAUGAAACUAUUGAUGAGACUGUACCAAUGGAUAUAGAAUAUGAUAUAUACGGUGAUCUCGACAGAUCAGAUGCUCCCAGCUUUUCGAAAAACAUAGGUUCCACCAUUAUCGAGUCUGCGAUCGUUAAAGACGGAUGUGGGUCACCAAAAAAAGCUUCAGAAAAUGACGAGGGAAUCCAGAUUAUAGAAGACAUCCGAUUGCCCGAAAUAGCUGAUAUAGAAAAUAUUGCCUUUACUGUCGACAAGAAUCUACAAGACUCGGAAAACCCAAAUAUUGAUACAUGCGAUAAACCAAACGAUGAGAGUAAGGAACAAGAAAGGAAAGAGUCCAGCUCUAGUAAGGAUGAAGCUCCGAGCAAGUCCUCAAUAUUAUACGCCCAGCCGGAUUCUACAAAAGUAGACCACAAUGAUGACGAAAUCCUUGAGAACGCAAUGAAUGAAUUAACUGGGGAGCAGGGGCCUCCAGGCAACCACAAUUCCAACUUCUUAAAUUUAAGCCUUGCAGAAGAUGCCAUUGAGAUGGCACUAGAGCAACUGCAUCAAUCUUCGCCAGACGAAACUGUGGUUACCUCAACAUCAAAUAAGGCGCGACAAACAUCCAAAGAUCUUAUUACAAUCUUGGCCCAAUCGCCUCUUCAAACCAGUCCACUUAAGGCAAACAGUCCAUUAAAAUCCCCAGAAACGGAGGCACCAGAAAAAACCCCGUUGAAAAAGCGGAGAGUCAACAUGUCGGAGAAUGGUGACAAGUCUCUUACCCAGGAGGCUCCCGUAGAAGAAACAAGUGAGAGCCUUAGCUGCACAGACUCCGAUGCAUCCAAUGUAACCAAACGUUUUUCGAUGGGCCGCACAGAUUACCAGUUUGAGCAAAAUAAGGGCGAAAUCGUUUUACGUGUUAAGCGUCGAAGUCGCCGUCAGCACAGAGCGCCUAUUGAACAAAAAACGAUUCCAUCGGAUGGAAAGUCUGUUUAGAUUUAAACAAUUUAAUUUUAAGCAUAUUUAUGUCAUUGUUUGGACAAUUUAGUUUUAAACUUUUAUUUUAAAAACUGAAAAUUUUGUUCAUAAUUAUGAAAUCACCUCUGGAACAUUUAGGCAUCCGGGAGGCGUCACGGGUUAAAGGUUUCACACUGAAGAAGUUCACACGGUCAUUUGGUUUGGACGUCUGGACAAUAUAGUUUUAAAUUGAAAA
Drosophila bipectinata is the source of this 2563-nucleotide messenger RNA. RefSeq names its product FLICE-associated huge protein (gene FLASH). NCBI's taxonomy places the organism in Eukaryota, Metazoa, Arthropoda, Insecta, Diptera, Drosophilidae. The record is from RefSeq and is a predicted model, not a curated record.